AUGCGGUCUCCAGCCCGCCCCGCGACCCGGCCCUUUUCACACCUCCUCAAGACCAACAUCUUCGUCAAGUUUCCGACUGAUCUACCUCCUGUGGCCUAUCCCUCCACCUACGACGCCAGUUCUCCCCCCAUCCCAAUUCUUACCUUUCAAACGUCAGCGUGCCACCCCAAUCCAGGUUAUUUCCUUUCUCAUCUCCACUUCACCAUCGCCGUCGUCAGCUCCACGACCCUCACGGGUUCGGUGACCAACUCCGACCUAUGGCUUUGCAUUUCACCUGCACCAUCCCUCCUCCACUCCACCUUCAACUAA
Molecule: messenger RNA, 309 nt
Organism: Mesocestoides corti
Lineage: Eukaryota; Metazoa; Platyhelminthes; Cestoda; Cyclophyllidea; Mesocestoididae
Source: the annotation of a GenBank genome assembly